Messenger RNA from Passer montanus (Eurasian tree sparrow), 8408 nucleotides. RefSeq names its product ankyrin repeat and sterile alpha motif domain containing 1A (gene ANKS1A). The coding region runs from base 96 to 3653 and encodes 1185 amino acids. Gene Ontology annotation, molecular function: protein binding. Gene Ontology annotation, cellular component: cytosol. The record is from RefSeq and is a predicted model, not a curated record. NCBI's taxonomy places the organism in Eukaryota, Metazoa, Chordata, Aves, Passeriformes, Passeridae. The transcript is spliced from 25 exons.
ACCGCCCACACAGACCCCGCCCAUGCCCCGCCCGGCAGCCCCGCUCAGGCCCCGCCCCGGAAGUGGCCGUGCGGCCGGGCCGGGCCGCGCCGGCCAUGGGGAAGGAGCAGGAGCUGCUGGAGGCCGCGCGCACCGGGAACCUGCCGGCCGUGGAGAAGCUGCUCUCGGGGAAGCGCCUCAGCUCCGGCUUCGGCGGCUCCGGCGGCGGCGGCGGCUCCGCGGGGGGAGGCGGCGGCGGUGGCGGCGGGAGCGGCGGCGUGGGGCACCCGCUGUCCAGCCUGCUCAGCAUCUGGAGGGGGCCGAACGUGAACUGUGUGGACAGCACAGGAUACACCCCGCUGCACCACGCUGCUCUGAACGGCCAUAAGGAUGUUGUGGAGGUUCUGCUGAGGAACGACGCGCUCACCAACGUGGCAGACUGUAAGGGCUGUUACCCCCUGCACUUGGCAGCCUGGAAGGGAGAUGCUGACAUAGUGAAGCUCCUCAUCCACCAGGGCCCUUCACACACCAAAGUGAAUGAGCAGAAUGCUCUUGAGAUCAAAGAACUCAAAAAGUACGGCCCCUUUGACCCAUAUAUCAAUGCCAAGAACAACGACAACGAGACAGCGCUGCACUGCGCGGCCCAGCACGGCCACACCGAGGUGGUGAAGGUGCUGCUGGAGGAGCUCACCGACCCCACCAUGCGCAACAACAAGUUCGAGACCCCCCUGGACCUGGCGGCGCUCUACGGGAGGCUGGAAGUGGUCAAGAUGCUCUUGAACGCCCACCCCAACCUGCUGAGCUGCAACACUAAGAAGCACACCCCGCUGCACCUGGCAGCCAGGAACGGUCACAAAGCUGUGGUCCACGUCCUGCUGGAUGCUGGCAUGGACAGCAACUACCAGACUGAAAAAGGCAGUGCUUUGCACGAAGCUGCUUUGUUUGGCAAGACAGAUGUGGUACAAAUAUUGCUGGCUGCAGGUAUUGAUGUGAACAUAAAGGAUAACAGAGGCCUGACUGCUCUGGACAUUGUGAGGGAGCUUCCUUCCCAGAAAAGCCAGCACAUAGCAGCUCUCAUUGAAGAUUACACCGUUGGGAAGAAAAGUGCCAAAGCUGUGGAGAAAUCUGCUCCAGCCCUGCUCGCCCCAGCCACCGAGCCCUCAGGCCGGACGUCUCAGGGUGACGUGGACAAAGCUGUCACGGAGCUGAUCAUGGAUUUCGAUGUGAACCCUGAAGAGGAGAGCCCCUAUGAGGCUCUGUACAACGCCACGUCCUGCCACUCCCUGGACAGCCUGGCCAGCGGGAGGUCGUCCGACCGCGACUCUGGGAACAAGGAAGCUGAGCCCAGUGGCCUCAAAGCAGCUGCAGUCAGGCCUAGAGAACGUCCUCCCCCACCAGCCAAGCCCCCGCCUGAUGAAGAGGAGGAGCAGAAUGUGGAGAAGAAGACAGGCCACAGUGCUCCCAGUGAGGCCUCUGCUGCCCGGGGGAAGAGCAGGGGAAGUGGAGCUGAGGAAGAGGAACACCCCUACGAGCUGUUGCUUACAGCAGAAACUAAAAAGCCAGUUGCAGUGGACAGGAAAACAAAAGACCACAGGAGGAACAGCGGCGGCCGCAGCCAGGACUCUGCUGAGAGCCAGGACAUCCAGGUGCCAGAGCAGUUUUCAGGCUUGCUCCACGGCUCUUCACCAAUCUGCGAGAUAAGCGAGGACCCUUUCAGGCUCGCUUCCUCCGAGGAGAAGGGGGACACGGAAGCCACGAGCCACCCCACUGCUAUGCAGCUGGAGGAUGCUGAGCUAGCCUCGUCGGGAGCAGCACGGAGCAGCUCCCCGGACCCCACGCAGACCGUGGUGUACGCCACGGUGCAGCACGUCAGCCGGGCGGAUCCCGCCGCCGCCGGCACGCCCCACGUGCAGCAGCAGCAGCAGCACCCCGGCGCUGCUGAGCCAGAGGGGGACAGAGCUGUGGGCAGAGCCCACCCGGGCAGCAAGCCCAAAGCCGAGCUCAAACUCAGCCGCAGCCUGUCCAAGUCGGACUCGGACCUGCUGACCUGCUCCCCGACGGAGGACGAUGCCAUGGGGAGCCGCAGCGAAUCGCUCUCCAACUGCAGCACCGGCAAGAAGCGGCUGGAGAAGUCCCCGUCCUUCGCUUCCGAGUGGGAUGAGAUUGAAAAGAUCAUGAGUUCCAUCGGCGAAGGCAUUGACUUCUCCCAGGAGCAGCACAGGAUCUCAGGUUCGCGGAUGCUGGAGCAGAGCGUCGGGGAGUGGCUGGAGUCCAUCGGCCUGCAGCAGUACGAGAGCAAACUGCUCCUGAACGGCUUCGACGAUGUGCGCUUCCUGGGCUGUAAUGUCAUGGAGGACCAGGACCUGCGCGACAUCGGCAUCGGUGACCCGCAGCACCGGCGGAAGCUGCUCCAGGCUGCUCGCUCCCUCCCCAAGUUGAAACCCCUGGGCUGUGAUGGGAACAGCCAGCCAUCAGUUCCUGCAUGGCUCGACUCCCUGGGGCUGCAGGAUUACAUCCAGUCCUUCCUCUCGAGUGGCUACAGCUCUAUUGACACUGUGAAAAACCUCUGGGAGCUUGAGAUAGUGAAUGUGCUGAAAGUGAACCUGCUGGGCCAUCGGAAGAGGAUCAUUGCCUCCCUGGCAGACAGACCCUACGAGGAGCCACCAGCCAAGCCACCACGGUUCUCACAGCUGAGAUGCCAGGAUUUGAUGUCCCAGACGUCGUCUCCCCUGAGCCAGAACGACUCCUGCACAGGCAGAUCUGCUGAUCUCCUGCUGCCCUCUGGGGACACUGCCAGGAGGCAGCACGAUCGUGGCACUGAGGUUGCUCCCUACUCCAGAGCUGAGCGCUACAAAGCACAGGAGGACCGUCGGGAGUCCAGGCUCACCCUGCGCCCCCCCAGCCUGGCAGCCCCCUAUGCCCCUGUUCAAAACUGGCAGCACCAGCCUGAGAAGCUCAUCUUCGAGUCCUGCGGGUACGAGGCCAACUACUUGGGCUCCAUGUUGAUCAAAGACCUCCGAGGGACAGAGUCCACCCAGGACGCCUGUGCCAAGAUGAGGAAAUCCACGGAGCACAUGAAGAAGAUCCCAACCAUAAUCCUGUCCAUCACGUACAAAGGGGUGAAGUUCAUCGAUGCCUCCAACAAGAAUGUCAUUGCUGAGCACGAGAUCCGGAACAUCUCCUGUGCUGCUCAGGACCCUGAGGACCUCUGCACCUUUGCCUACAUCACCAAGGACCUGCAGACCAGCCAUCACUACUGCCAUGUCUUCAGCACUGUGGAUGUGAACCUGACGUACGAGAUCAUCCUCACGUUGGGGCAGGCAUUCGAGGUCGCCUACCAGCUCGCCCUGCAAGCCCAGAGAGCAAAGCCUCUGGGUGCUGGAGCAGGGGAAAUGAUUGAAACAAAAUCUUCCAAACCGGUGCCUAAACCACGAGCAGGCAUGAGGAAAUCCGCGGUGCCGCUCCCUCCCGACACCCGCUGUUGUUACUGUCACACCUGUACAACACACCGCCCCUCCUACCUGCCGCUGCAGUCUGUUAGUCCUGGAGCGAAGCUGGAUCCCCCUGAAGUGGACCAAGACUCCCAGUCUCAUGCCAGUGUCUCCUGGGUCGUGGACCCCAAGCAGGACUCCAAGCGGACCCUCAGCACUAAGUAUGAGACCACUAUCUUCUAAAGCAAACGCCCGCGUCCGCCCCGUCUAACCGUGCCUUUGCGAUCUGAUCUGUCUGCUCUUCUAAACUCCCUCUUCCUCCAGCUGCUCGCCCUGAGCCCGCGUAGGCACCGCGUCCAAGGCAGCAGCACUCAGGAGACUGUAGACUUAAACGGCUUUUGUACCUGAUCGCUGCUGAACACUGUGAAUCUCCUUACUCGGAAUCAAGGGUAACUGUAGCUGCCCGCCAGGCGAGGCGGGAGGAGCAGAGAGGGCAGGCUGGCAGUCGGAGAUGUGGAUCCAGGAAAGCCGCCCACCGUUUUCACGUCUUCCCCCCUCGCUCUGGCACUGUGAAUCCCUGGGGCAAUGUGAUACUCCCCAGGCCUUUUUUUUUCUAUCUCACCUUGUCCUUGGACUGAUGGAGACCUCUUGUCUCUUCGGUGCACACACUCCCUCCUCCUAGAUCCUCCUCUUCCCAACUGAGCCACGGCUGUGUACUGUUCAGUGAACUCACCUCUCCUUCCUGCCAGUCGAACCGACACUAACCACUGUGAUGCUCUCUGCAGAUAACACACGGGCACUUCAAUUCCCUCACAGCCGCCCUUGCCCGCAGUCUCCUUCCUCAAAGCCCAGCACAGAACUUGCUCUGGGUGGUGGGGAGCGUUGGUUUGGGCCGGGUGUGAUCGUUCCCACUGUGAGCUCUGUCCCCUCGGACAUGAGGGGGGGUUUGGUUGCAUGCAUUUCAGUCCUUUGUAGGUUUUUCUUUCCCUCAUAGGCCUUGUGUUUACACUCACCAGACUUCUCGUGAAGUUCUCACGUGGCAGCCUGUGGUUAAGCUUCCAAAGGCACAUGUUGAUGUUAGCCCCAGGCUGGGGAGGAGAGGUGUCAGCUGGGCACCACAAGCAGCAGCAGCAGGGAGAGGUUAGGGAGCAGCCCUAGGUUAUUUGCCCCUGGUGUUAGGGCCCAGUAGCAGGUUGUGUGAGGUUUGAUGUGGCUUUGGAGCUGCUGCCUCAGAUCUUUCAUUUCCCCUCACCUGCAGUGAAAUUUGGUGUUUCAAAGUUCUUAUUUAGCUCUUUCUCAGGAAUGAGUUUGAUCUCCCAAGUCAUUUGCGACUUAAUGGCAAACUGACCUCAGACUGAGGGCUCAGCCAGUGGGAACCCAGUGAGAGGACUAAAAGUAAAAGUGUUAGAGCAAAAAAAAUAAGGAAAGCUCAGUCUAGUACAUACAUUUCAUAUGCCACAGAGUCAGCACUGCCCAGGGCCUGCAGUGCCACCCUGCCAGCCCAGGCCUUGUGGACAACAGAACAUUGCUGUGACUGAGGUGCUCCAGGAGGCUGGGUUUGGGUUCCAUCAGCACUUUUCCAAGCUCUAAGAGUGCCCUGAAGGUUUCUGUGUCCCUCUAAGAGAAACUCAGUCCCUGGCGUGGGUGGCAGAGCAGUUUCUACGUGUAGGUGUUCACCACACAGCUGCCACACGUCCCCCCAGUGUCAGAGCUCUGAGCUCUUCACCUCCCCCUGCUCUCAGCUGGGAAGGGCAGGUCCCUCCACACCCCCUAAAUCCGGGUCACGAGAGCAUGUGCCUUUCUAAGGGUGCCCAAACCCAGCAGGGAUCCCAGGCAGCCCUUCCCAGACGGCGCCGCUGCCGCUCCGUGGCCGUAGCCCUGACGGUUUUUGUGUCCCGUCUCCGGGCCGUUCGCCUCGCCUCUCCCAGCAGGUGUUUUUGUGUGACUCGGAAAUUCAUUCCAUUAUCUUCCUUUCUGUUUGCCUCUGCGAAGCUGAGCUCCGGGCAGCCGUCUCCUACCACGGGAUGUAGUAGCUUGGCAGAGACCUGGAUGCAGUGGCCUCCUGACAUGAAGAUCAUCUUCCCCCUGGCACGGGUGGCUGCCUCAGAGUGGGUGCGUGGCUGCUCGGUGAGGGCUCCCAGAGCACAGGGGGGAAGGGACCCAGCUCCGCCGAGGGAAGCUGCUCAUCUCCAUUCCUAGCAAAGGAAAACUCGACACUCGGAGGCCAAGAGCGAUGUCGCCUUUCCUAGUCUGAGACAAAACGUCUUUCCACCGGUUUCUUUUCUAACAAAGUGACACAGAGCAAAUCCGGUUCACGGUUUCAAUGUAGCACUGCAGAUUUUGGUGAGGAAAAAAAAACAAAACAGAUUUUUAUUUACUGAGAAUCCUGCAGUCCGGCGAGGAGCAUGAUAGAAAGUCUUAGCAGGGGCGUGGUGUGCACAUUUCUGAUGGUACUUACUCUGCUUCAGCUCUGGGUGAACAGGAGAGAACGCCAAAUUCUUGGAGAUCACUUCCUCCUGUGUGAGAACCUGGUAGGGUAAGUCUGCACCCUGUUCUCCAAGCCACUCCACGCUUUUAUAGCAAAUGGAAGUAACUUGAGGAAAAGAAUCUGCAAAGGAUCUUUCACCCCAGAGCAGCUGUGGCCAAUAUCCCCGAUGGUACAAAGCUUCCUUAUCCCCUGAACUGUCGUGUUGCAAUACUUGACAUUUCUAUGGCAAGGACCCCGUUUCUUCCCGUUUCCGCACUGAAUUCCUGGGGACAACUCCCUGCUCCAGCCUCUGUGCACCUGUCUUGUUUUUAAAUGCAGUUAUGCCCUGAAGGGUUGGGGUUUUUUUAAGUAUAUUCAGUUGUGAUUUAGCACUUUUUUGAUACUAGCUCAUUAUUUAAUUAGUGCAACCGUUUCAGAAGAUGAACAAAUAAGGAGUUAAAUUUUGGGCAUUACACUGAAACAGUCCAUCCCCAAGGACAAACCACAUCAGCCUGAGGGUGGCUUGGCCCCAUCCGAGCCCAGUGUCCCCAAAGACACCACCUCAAAGGUGCUGUGUGCUUGCUUUUUUCUGAAUUACCGAGUGUUUCACAGUGGUUUGGGCUGUCACUGACGUGUUUUCAGACUGUUCCCCUCUGGGGAGAGUGUUAAAAUGGUUGUGAUAUGAAUUCUUCAGAUGCAAAAUGCAGCUCAGUGUGUCUGUGGUGAUCUCCCUGGCAGGGCUGUGGGACCUGCUGCCACGGGAGCGCUGUGCCCGAGUAAUUCCUGUUUAACUCCAGUUGCUGCUGUAUGUCAGGAUUUCCUUUAGUCUCUCUCACCAGUGAGGCUGGGAGGGAAGUGAACCAUAAUCCCAAGGGCACAGACCUGUAAAGGAUUGGGAAGGGGGAGUGGAGAUUUUGGGUUAAGUCAAUGAAUUUAGGAAACCUAACAUUCCUUGUUAUGCACAUGUUGCAAUUCAUACUGGUGUAAGUGUAAAUAUUUGGUGUGUUGGCAACAAGUCUUUGGUGAGAUUGCAAAUUGAACCUCUGCUUGGGAGGAGGGACACCUUUCCUUUCUGACACGUGAGCUUUUUUGGAGGUUGGCUUGGAGGUAACGUGGUGAUGAAGACUCCAAUCUUCAGGCACUGGGCUCGGUGACCCUGGUGGUCCAUUCCAGCCCCAUGUGUAAACCUGUGGUUGUCUUUAGUGAUCCAUUCUUUAGCCAGAUACUCCCUUUCUCACCUUCCUCACAGACAGAGCAGUUGUUUUGGCAGUUCAGUGUGGUGGGGUCUCUCAAGGGACUCAGUGCUGGAGGCUGACCCUGGGCUGUGCCAGUUGUUGGCUCCUGGCCACCUCCACCCACCCACUGUGCAGUAUUCGGGCUCUUCCUCCCUGCAGGGUUUUGUGCUAUCUGGAGGAAACUGCCCCACAUUUCUGGUGCUGAACAUGACAUUGCAUCCAACUGCAUCUGCUGUAUUACCUGCCCGGGAGGAGUUGGGGCUCCUCUGUUCCUCUCUUUAAAGACAGAUUGUGUUUCACAGACUUUGGUUUGUGGGCUGAGCCCUCACUCAUGGCUGGCAAACAGAGUUGCCGAGUUUUGUCUUUCUUUUUAUAGGAGGGGAUGAUUUUUUUUUUCAAAUUGAAGAUGCUUUAUCCUUUUUUUAUUUUGUGUUUACAAAAAAAAAAAAUCAGCGCUAACCUUAGCUGUUCAGCUGACUUUAAACUUGCUUUGGGAUUGCUCUUUUUAGAAGAAAUUAUGCAACUUUUUAGGGGUACACGCCUGUCCCCCCUCCCAGGGAGAAGAAGCAGCACCUUCCAGGCUGUACCUGUAGUGAAGUCUGUACCUUCAGGAGGCUGCUGAGACACAGAGCAGAUGCCAAAAAGCCCCGAAAUUGUCCCGUUCUGUGUGCAGCUGGGGUGGAGCCAAAGCUUUAAUGCUCCUUCCACCCACCUCAGAAGUUUCCAGCAGCAGCAGCAGCAGCAGCAUUUCCCUGGCUCUGCUCAGAUCCGUGUUUUGGAGCCAGCACAGCGCUCACAACGCUGUCGUGUUGCAAAGGUCUCCCUUUUAAAUCUCACAUUGAUAUUACCUUAAAUUUGUUUUCCCAAAAGAAAAGUACCUGUGCUGUUCUCGCUAAGUCAACCCAGCUCAGACAUUUUUCUUACCCACAGAAGAAUAACCUGGGAUUCCCUGACAGGGCAGAGACAGUCGAGUUCAGUUUGCAAUGUGGACAUUUUUGCUAAUUGUGAUGUAUGGCAGUGGGGCUGAUUUGUAAUACAAAUGUUAUUUAAUCUGUCUGUAUUUUGAUACUUGAAUUUCCUUUUAUUUCCUGUAUAUACAAUUGUUAAUCUGUUCAAAUUUGUCUGAAUUUUAAACAUCUUGUGGUACCAAACAUAACCAAUCUGUGCAACAACAUAGACUGACCUCACUACAACAAGGCGAGAUUGUAAAUAUUCCUGGGCUUCCAGCAGUCGUUUUGUUGUUUUCAUAAUUGUGCAACUUAGAACAGACCGAAUUAAUAAACAACCUUAGACACA